Molecule: messenger RNA, 972 nt
Organism: Brassica oleracea var. oleracea
Lineage: Eukaryota; Viridiplantae; Streptophyta; Magnoliopsida; Brassicales; Brassicaceae
Exons: 4
Coding region: 97-582 (161 amino acids)
Source: RefSeq, a predicted model, not a curated record
AUCGCUGCCUUUUGCUGUUAACGUAAGAGCCAAUUAGAAGACUUAUCUUUAGAUCUCUCUUUCUUCUUCCUCCCUUCAGUACCAAAGAAGAAGAAGAUGAACACUUAUGGAGUCCAACAAAACGCCUUCGAGGAGACCAGGAGAAACUCCGCCGUCGUUUGCCCUCAACCGCGUCGUCUCGAUGUCCUCAACCACCACCAACACCUUGCUCGAUCUCUCCGGCGGCAAGCCAGUCACCAGAUGGAGCUAUCUGAAUCGAAUUCAAGAAGGGACAUGUUGGAUCUCAUCCUUGUGAAGGGUGGUGGUGGUGGUGAGCAAGAUCCUUUCUUCACAGGGUCACCGCCAAGUAGAGUUUCUAACCCUUUAACAAAAGAUUCACUCUUUCGUGACGAGCUUUUCGUGGUGGCUCCUCCUCCGUACACUCUACGCGCAACCAAGCCGCCACCACCGUCGUCUCCAAGGAGCGGUGGCGGCGGUUGCGUUAGGGCGGUGACUAACUUUGGGAACAAACCUCCUGUUCGUGUCGUGGGAUUCAAUUGCCUUGACAGGGACAGACGCAGCAGCGUUCCGACUCUUGCUUAAGAGAUGAUUAAAGUGCAAAUAUAUAACAGAGAUUGGAUAAAACAAAAACAAUUAAAAAGAGAGGUUUAGGAUUGGUAAUGAUGUUGGAUCAUGUUGGGUUUUUUUGGUGAAAUGUGCAAAUAUGUUGAAAAUUUGGGUAAUUUAAAAAAGUGCUGUAAUAUAAAAUUUAGGAUUUGGGUCCAAUUUGGGAAUUUUUGUAAGUUAAAAAGGGAAGAGAGAAAGGGUUUGUGAGUUGCCUGGUUGGUAUCAUCAUUAGAGAAAAUAAGAGCAUUAGUGUUUAUUCCUUAUUGUAACAAAAGGAAAGAGUUUUGAAAUGUGAAGAUAUCAUUUCUAUAUGUUGUCUCUUUUGUACAUAUGUAAAUUUCAAAGGAAUUGAAUAUUUUCGAGUCU